Molecule: messenger RNA, 3174 nt
Organism: Thlaspi arvense
Lineage: Eukaryota; Viridiplantae; Streptophyta; Magnoliopsida; Brassicales; Brassicaceae
Source: the annotation of a GenBank genome assembly
CGGAGCAAAAUACAAUCUUUAAGAGCAACACACUCAUCCCCAAGAGCUUAUAUACAUAUCUAAAACCUCAUGUUAUAAUAGAGCAAAGCCAAAUAAAACAAAAGCAAACAUGUCUACUUCUCAUCACUAUCAUCGUCAUCCGCCAUAUCUCAUCACCAUACUCUUCUUAUUGUUUCUUAACUUGUGCUGCCUCCAUGCAAAUGAACUAGAGCUUCUCUUAUCAUUCAAAUCCUCAGUUCAAGACCCUUUAAGACACCUCUCUUCUUGGUCCUACUCUUCAACCAAUGAAGUGUGCCUUUGGAACGGCGUCGUUUGCAACAACCUCUCUCGUGUUGUCUCUCUCGAUCUCUCCAGCAAGAACAUCUCCGGCCGAAUCCUCACUUCCGCUACUUUCCAUCUACCUUUUCUACGAACCAUUAAUCUCUCCAAUAACAACUUGUCUGGUACAAUCCCUAAUGACAUCUUCACCACUUCGUCUCCUUCUCUUCGUUACCUGAACCUAAGCAACAACAACUUCUCUGGCUCGAUCCCUCGAGGCUUUCUUCAGAAUCUCUACACGUUAGAUCUUUCCAACAACAUGGUCUCCGGUGAAAUAUACGAUGAUAUCGGCUUUUUCUCUAACCUGAGAGUCCUAGAUCUCGGCGGAAACGUCUUAACCGGUCAUGUUCCCACCAAUAUCGGAAACCUCUCAAGAUUAAAGUUCUUAACAUUGGCUUCAAACCAGUUAACUGGAGAUCUACCGGCGGAACUAGGGCUGAUGAAAAACUUGAAAUGGAUAUACUUGGGAUACAACAAUCUCUCGGGAGAAAUCCCUUACCAAAUCGGUGACUUAUCCGCUCUCAACCACCUUGAUCUUGUCUACAAUAAUAUCUCUGGACCAAUACCUUCUUCACUAGGAGACUUGAAGGAGCUUGAGUACAUGUUUCUCUACCAAAACAAGCUCUCCGGUCAGAUUCCACCGUCCAUCUUUUCCCUCCACAAUCUCAUAGCUCUCGACCUUAGCGAUAAUUCGCUUUCCGGAGAUAUCCCUGAGCUUGUAGCUCAGUUACAAAGCUUGAAGAUUCUCCAUCUCUUCUCUAAUAGCUUUUCCGGAAAGAUUCCUGAAGGAGUAACUUCUUUGCCACGUCUACAAGUACUUCAGCUCUGGUCCAAUAGAUUUUCUGGCGGAAUUCCAACAAAUCUUGGGAAACAUAACAACCUCAUUGUUCUUGAUCUUUCUACCAACAAUCUCACCGGAAAAAUUCCUGACACCCUCUGUGACUCUGGCCAUCUCACCAAGCUCAUCCUCUUCUCUAACUCUCUGGAUGGCGUAAUCCCGCCGAGUUUGGGAGAGUGCGAGAGCUUAGAGCGCGUGAGGCUUCAAAGAAAUGGCUUCUCAGGCCAGUUACCUCGAGGGUUCAACAAGUUGCAACUCGUUAACUUCUUGGACUUAUCAAACAACAACCUCAGAGGUAACAUCGGCACGUGGGACAUGCCACAGCUUGAGAUGUUAAACCUUGGCAAGAACAACUUCUCUGGUGAGUUACCGGAUCUUUCAAGAAGCAAGAGACUCAAGAAGCUUGAUUUAUCAGGGAACAAAAUCUCUGGAGUGGUUCCACUAGGACUCAUGACGUUACCAAAACUUAUGGAUUUGGAUUUAAGCGAGAACGAGAUCACGGGAGCGAUCCCAAUUGAGUUUUCUUCUUGCAAGAACCUUGUGAAUCUUGACAUGAGCGACAACAAUCUUACUGGAGAGAUCCCUUCAAGCUUCUCGGAUUUCCCAGUUCUCAGCAAUCUUGACUUGUCUUGCAAUCGAUUAUCAGGCGAGAUUCCGAAGAAUCUAGGAAACAUCGAGUCUCUUGUUCAAGUCAACAUCUCUCAUAAUCUCCUGCACGGAAGCUUACCUUUAACCGGAGCCUUUCUUGCCAUAAACGCGACAGCUGUCGCCGGUAAUAAAAAUCUCUGCAGUGCAAAAAAAGUUAGCGUUUUACCUCUUUGCAAGGUUAUAAGAAAGAGAAGUACAGAGAGUUGGUGGUUUGUCGUUACUUCAACCUUUGUAGCUUUCUUGGCCGUGCUUGUCUCCGGUUUCUUUAUCGCUCUCGUCAUUCAAAGGAAGCAUAACUCUUUGAAGGUCAAGAAAGUUGAACAAGAAGAUGGUACAAAGUGGGUAAUUCAGUUCUUGGAUUCAAGAUUCACGAAAUCGCUCAAAGUGAACGCGAUUCUAUCAUCUCUCAAGGAACAAAACGUUCUUGUGGAUAAAAACGGCGUGCGGUUCGUUUUUAAGGAGGUCAAGAAGUAUGAUUCUCUUCCCGAGAUACCCGAAAUUAGGAAGCUUUCUGAGCACAGGAACAUUCUAAAGCUAGUGGCGACGUGCCAGUCGGAAAAACUGGCCUUCUUGAUAUACGAGGACGUCGAAGGGAAACGACUGAGCCAGGUUUUAAAUUGUUUGGGUUGGGAGAGACGGAGGAAGAUUAUGAUGGGAAUCGCAGAAGCUCUUCGGUUUUUACAUUAUCGAUGUUCUCCGGGGAUCGUUGCCGGUGAUUUAUCGCCGGAGAGUAUUGUUCUAGACGUGAAGGAUGAACCAAGGCUAUGUCUCGGUCUUCCGGGCCUACUUUGCAUGAAUGCUGCCUACAUGGCCCCAGAAACAAGGGAGCACAAGGAGGUGACAAGUAAAAGUGACAUUUAUGGUUUUGGAAUCCUUCUUCUAAAUCUCAUCACUGGUAAAAGUUCCUCCGGUGAUGAAGACAUAGAAUCUGGAGUUAACGGGAGUUUGGUCAGCUGGGCUAGAUAUUCAUAUUUCAAUUGCAAUAUCAACACGUGGAUCGACUCAUCCAUCAACACAUCAGUACAUAAGCACGAGAUUGUCCACGUCAUUAACUUAGCUUUAAACUGUACGGUCUAUGAUCCGCAAGACAGGCCUUGCACCAAGAACGUAUUGAAAGCAUUAGAGACUAUUUCUUCGUCAAGUUCUUCUAGCAUUACUUACUUUCCAAUUUUGCCAUCGUUUGAUCCAUUACGUAAUUUUAAUUAGGGUUUCUUUUCUCGUGUUUUAUUUGAUAUUUGUUCUUCUUCGUUGGGUUAAUAAACCCAAAAGGAAUUUUUAUCAAGAUGGUUUUGUUUAUGUUAUCUUGAUUUUUUACUGAUGUAUGUAAAACGAGUAUAUGCAUAUAUUGAAGAAUGGUUUGAACUUCUUUA